AUGCGGGCUAUAACAGUUAUCCUGGCGCUUUCAGCGCUUACCAUAUGCAAAGCUGUCACACCGAAGCUGCAUUUCGCUUGGAAGGAAGUCGAUUACAAAUGGGAUUCGCCGGAGCAAAGAGAAACUGCUAUCAGCGCCAAGCUGUUCAUUCCCGCCAACAAUCUCCCGGUGGGGGUUGGUCGCUGGAACAACAAGAUGUUCAUCACAGUUCCCCGAUGGAGGUACGGCGUGGCGUCCUCACUCAAUUAUAUCGAUUUGGACGGUCCUGUCGAUCAGCCACUGAAGCCCUAUCCAUCGCUUAAAGACAACCUAGUGCCAGAUACCGCAACCGCGUUGCCAUCCAACAGCUCCAUCAUUUCCGUGUUCAGAGUUUUCAUUGACCCAUGCGACCGACUCUGGGUUAUGGACACGGGAAAGUCAGGUAUUUUCGGACCAUCCAAUCAAAUUGUCGGCCCAUCGUUGGUUAUAUUCGACCUAAAGACCGACGAACUGCUGCAUAGAUAUUUCUUCAAGAAAAGCGAUACAAAAGAAAAUUCGUUCUUCGGUAAUGUCGUGGUUGAUGUGGACAAAAAUACGUGCGACAACGCAUUCGCUUACGUAGCGGACUUGGGACGAUAUGCCGUUGUUGUGUACAGUUUGAAACAGGACGACUCGUGGCGAGUGGAGCAUCACUAUUUUCACUUAGAUCCUUUUGGAGGCUCGUUUAAUAUCAGCGGACUUGAAUUCCAAUGGUCGGACGGCGUGCUCGGUCUGGCGUUGUCCGAGCCAAGAGAGAACGGCUACCGCACCAUGUUCUUCCACGCUUUAUGCAGUACAAAGGAGUUCUCCGUGUCGACGGAGGUGCUACGUAAUUACAGACAAUUCGAUAGAUUCGAGGUGUUCAAAAAAUUUAAGUUACUUGGCGACCGAGGUUUAAACACGCAGUCAACGUCCAGUUUCUACGACGAGAGCAAACAUGUGUUGUUUUAUACACAGAUAGCUCGCGAUGGUUUAGGAUGUUGGAACUCUCAAAAACCUUAUACACCGGAAAACAAUCCAUUACUCUUCAGUGAUCCGGAAUUGUUCGAGUUCCCUGUCGACCUUAAGCUGGACGAAGAGCAUACGAUGUGGUUUUUAACCGAUAGGCUGCCGCGUUUCUUUUACACGUCACUCGACCCUAAUGUGGUGAACUUUAGGCUAUUCAGCAUUAACACCACCGAAGCGAUCGAAGGAACCACCUGCCAA
Iphiclides podalirius (scarce swallowtail) is the source of this 1224-nucleotide messenger RNA. NCBI's taxonomy places the organism in Eukaryota, Metazoa, Arthropoda, Insecta, Lepidoptera, Papilionidae. The record is from the annotation of a GenBank genome assembly.